AUGAGGAGAAGGGACGAGGGCAAGAAAGGACCACCGCUGCAUCGCAUCGGGCUGGAGACUGGAGACGGGAGAGAGCGAGUGAGGAGGUGGCAGGCCGGGCAAGGGCCCAGAGGACAUACGGACAUUCCACACCAGGGGCGUGGUGUCAGCAUAGGAGGGAGCGGUCACGCCCACCACCACCACCACCACCACCACCUGCUGCCUCAGCAUCUCAAAAUCAAGAUGGAAGGAACGGACACGGAGUAUCCUGCACGGAUACUGGACGACGACUUGACACGGGGGAAUGGCGGCUCAUCGUCUUUUGAAGCCCGCCUCGUCUCCAUAGUACAUGGCACUAUGAAUACUAGCGACUCCAUCCACCUGCAGGCCGCACGCCGCACGCCGCGCGAAGAUCUUGAGCUUUACUUUUCUGACGGGGCCUACCGCCACUCACUGGCCCUUACCCAGUACGCUACUGUACUACACUAG
Colletotrichum abscissum is the source of this 468-nucleotide messenger RNA. RefSeq lists its product as uncharacterized. NCBI's taxonomy places the organism in Eukaryota, Fungi, Ascomycota, Sordariomycetes, Glomerellales, Glomerellaceae. The transcript has 3 exons. The coding region runs from base 1 to 468 and encodes 155 amino acids. The record is from RefSeq and is a predicted model, not a curated record.